AUGAAUCUCAGCUGCUCCCUGUGGCAGGACAACAGCCUGUCUGUCAAGCAUUUUGCAUUUGCCAAGUUCUCUGAGGUCACUGAACAGUGUUUCCUUUUAUUCACCCUCAUCCUACUCAUGUUUUUAGCAUCCCUCACAGGCAAUACCCUCAUAGCCCUUGCCAUUUGGACCAGCUCGGGCCUCCACAUGCCCAUGUAUUUCUUCCUGGCCAACCUGUCUCUCUUGGAGAUUGGCUACACCUGCUCAGUCAUACCCACGAUGCUGCAGAGCCUUGUGAGUGAGGCCGGGGGCAUCUCCCGGGAGGGGUGUGCUAUGCAGAUGUUUUUCUUCACAUUUUUCGGUAUCAGUGAGUGCUGUCUUUUGGCAGCCAUGGCUUUUGACCGCUACAUGGCCAUAUGCUCCCCACUCCACUAUGCAACCCGAAUGAGCCGUGGGGUGUGUGCCCAGUUGGCACUUGUUUCCUGGGGAGUGGGUUGCAUGGUAGGCUUGGGCCAGACCAACUAUAUUUUCUCCUUGAACUUCUGUGGCCCCUGUGAAAUAGACCACUUCUUCUGUGACCUCCCGCCUAUCCUGGCUCUUGCUUGUGGUGAUACAUCCCAUAAUGAGGCUGCAGUCUUUGUUGCAGCCAUUCUUUGCAUUUCCAGCCCAUUUUUACUAAUCAUUGCUUCCUAUGGCAGAAUCCUAGCUGCUGUGCUGAUUAUGCCCUCACCGGAAGGCCGCCAUAAAGCUCUUUCCACCUGUUCUUCCCACCUGCUUGUAGUGACGCUCUUCUACGGCUCUGGGUCUGUCACCUACUUGAGACCCAAGGCCAACCAUUCACCAGGAAUGGAUAAACUCUUAGCUCUGUUCUACACAGUGGUGACAUCCAUGCUCAAUCCCAUCAUCUACAGUUUACGGAACAAGGAGAUCAAGGCAGCUCUCCAGAGAAUCCUGGGUAAGAAAAUAGUUUUGACUUGUGGGUAG
Molecule: messenger RNA, 963 nt
Organism: Callorhinus ursinus (northern fur seal)
Lineage: Eukaryota; Metazoa; Chordata; Mammalia; Carnivora; Otariidae
Product: olfactory receptor 10C1-like
Biological process (GO): G protein-coupled receptor signaling pathway
Cellular component (GO): membrane
Molecular function (GO): olfactory receptor activity; G protein-coupled receptor activity
Source: RefSeq, a predicted model, not a curated record